UCUGUUGAAUUCACUUAUUAGGUCUAGCGAGGAUUGGAGAGUAGCUCGAGGGUGAGAGAAGUAGGCUAGCCUACAAGGGCGGUUUGCCAAAUGUGUGAGUGGAGCGCAGCGCGGCAUCUCCCUGCUUCUAUUUCUUGCUCUCUAAGUCUCUGGCAGUCCCAUGGGAAAGCGAUGCAGCUGAUACUGCCGACACUGCCAGGCAACCGCUACAGUAAUAGUUCGUGCUUCAAAGGUCUGGAAACCGCAAGCAUUCAGAAGCAGCCACUAAGGUUAAGCCAGGGUUCAAACAACAGCCAGGUCAAAAAAAGGAAGUGCCACGCAGGCCAGGGGUUAGCAGGAGGAGUCAGUGUUGGUACACAGCCAUGCCUGGCUCUGAAUCCAACCACCGGGAGACCAGAGGAGGCUGUAGACCAGGCUGCCAUCCAUCCCCAGAGACAGCAGGGGAGCAGCUGCCUGAUGCGGGCCAGGUAGAACAGGGGUCCAAUGAACAGGCCGAAGUUGGGGAAGGCCAGGAGAAGCUGGAGGAUGCGGCAGUGUAUGCGGUUAGCCUCCUGGUCCUCCUCCUCCAGGUGCCACAUGGACAUGAAGGGCACCAAGGCCACCAGAGGAGUGUAGGCCACCACGGAGGGUACCAGCACGGCCAAUAUGUUCUUCAGAGCUCUCCUCUUCAGGUUCAUGCUGCCUCCAGACCCAGAGCCCUCCCCAGGCCUGCUCUGGCACAGCACCCACACAAUGCCCACCAGACACAUCAGCAUGAUCAGGAACAGGACUGAAGUGGUGAGGGCCAAAUACAGAACCAUGGAGAACACCCCCUGGAAGUAGGCCAGCAGCAUCACCACCAGGGUGAGGAGCCAGGCCAGGGCACAAACCCCGGCGCGGUACUCCCACUUCCCCAGCUGUAUGUAGGCCAUGGGGUGGGCUGCCGCCAGGUAGCGCUCCACACACAUGCAGGCCAGCAGGAGAGGACAUCCGAAGAUGUUGAGGGCGGAGAGGGCUUCGGCCGCCGUGAGCAUCUGUUGGGACGCGUCGUGGUGCGUGGCAGUGUAGAUGUCCAUGGGCAGGCUGAGGCAGUAGAGGAUGUCCAGGAUGGACAGGUUGAGGCCCAGGACCUUGGAGGCUGAUAGGGCCUUCUUGCUGCUCAUCAACAGCCACAGCAGGCCCAUGUUGGCUGGGAGACCUGUCAGCAGGGUGAAGAUCUUGAUGCUCAACCACACAAUAGAAUCGGCAAGCAAAGAUAUAAGCUUUGCCUGGGGCAAGGGAGUGGACGUGCGCGUGACGAACCGCCUGCGGGUCCCGCUGACACCGGACAACUUGCAGUCGCUUUCCUUCAGCAUUCCGGGCCUUCACACGCGACUCAACACCCCACUGGAACAUGUAGGCCUGUUUCACUAUGGCCAUUUACUGGUGUACAACCUGCCAUCGGUGCCUGCCGACAAACCAGACAAAGACAGUGGGGUUUCCCUCGCUCCUCCAUUGAGCUGCUUUUAUUUGGGAGAGGACGGUGGAGAGGUACAGGGCUCAGCACGAGAUGAUGCGCCCGCGGGGAUUGUCUCAAACUCUGUCUUGCCGGAGGGUGACUGCUUGUAUUCAGCAGGACAACCUGAAGAUUCUCCAGUAAUAGACUCUCCAGAUUUGAGAGGCAGUGACGAGCAGUCUCUGUGCAGCGGUUCAGAGAACUUCUACACAUGUCCAUCUGCAGCCUCUCAGGACUCCGUUCCGUCCCCUUGGAGUGCUCAUUGGGCGUCAGCCGCCAUGUCCCCGCAUUAUGGGUCAGGGUCAUCAACAAACCUGCCUAGCUCCACACCGACCAGCGAAGAUCAUAGUGACAGUAAUGAGCUGUUGUCGGUGGAGUUCAAAGGGCGGCGCUACAUGCGUGUCCUGUCCCGGGUCAAGCCUAGGACAGAUGAAGACGUGGAGGCCAGUUGGACGGUGACAGACUUCACGAAGCACGGGGAGCCCGUGUUCUCUCUGCGGCUUGACUUCAUGCGGCCCCGACCACCCUUACCCCGGUGGAUGGAGGGCAUAGCAGAGAGGUACUGGUGAUGAUGAUGGGCUUGACAAGAGCUGGACAGUACAUGCCCAUUUUUUACUGAUCUGCCUCCAAUGUUGAGAAGCAUCUGACCAAUUCCCACUGUCAAAUAAACAAACUACAAUUAAACCUAUGGUUGUGUUAUUUAUCAAACAAUUCAAUGCAAGUGUCAGCAUAAUGUCAAAUAGAAUAGAAUAUCACUUUAUUAUUCAUCAGGCCAAAUCAUUGAGGCUGCGAUCAUUAAAUGUCAAGUUGAAUUGACAGCCUAGGCUACCUGACUCUAUCCUGUAGGCCUACUCUCCUCUCUCUCACUCAAAACAUCCCCC
Salmo salar (Atlantic salmon) is the source of this 2355-nucleotide messenger RNA. The record is from RefSeq and is a predicted model, not a curated record. Lineage: Eukaryota; Metazoa; Chordata; Actinopteri; Salmoniformes; Salmonidae.